AGAAAAGGAUGAAGGCCUUACUGCACUCCGCCCCUGCUGGCCUUCCCCCCUCAUUCACUUCUGCCUUUCCUCAUCUGCCCGUCGUCGUAUCCCCCGGUCCGCCGGUCACCUCGACAAACGGCGAAGGGCGGCAAAAUGCUGCAGUGCAUCUUUCUCCUCUCCGAUUCCGGGGAGGUGAUGGUGGAGAAGCAGAUGGCGGCGCACUGCGUGGACCGCGCUAUCUGCGCCUGGUUCUGGGACUACGUCGUCGCCCACGCCGCCGGCGAUCCUUCCAAAGUCUUACAGGUUGUGGUGUCACCAACGCAUUACUUGUUUCAAAUCUAUCGCAAUGGUGUAACGUUCUUGGCAUGCACCCAAGUGGAGAUGGCCCCACUGAUGGCAGUUGAGUUUCUCUCUCGCGUGGCUGAUGUCUUGACAGAUUAUCUUGGAGAUCUGAAUGAAGAUAUAAUCAAGGACAACUUUGUAAUUGUGUAUCAGAUUUUGGAUGAGAUGAUGGAUAAUGGUUUUCCACUCACAACUGAGCCAAACAUCUUGAAAGAGAUGAUCACCCCACCUAAUAUUGUGAACAAAAUGUUGAAUGUUGUUACUGGCAAGAGUUCUACCCUUGGCAGCAAACUUCCAGAUGCAGCUGCUUCUUUUGUACCUUGGCGAAGAACAACAGUCAAGGAUGCAAGCAAUGAAGUCUAUGUUAACAUAGUCGAGGAACUUGAUGCAUGUGUGAACAGAGAGGGGGUUCUCGUGAAAUGCGAAGCAUACGGUGAAGUCCAAGUAAACUGCAGCCUCCCAGGUGUGCCAGAGCUGACCAUGUCCUUUGCUAACCCUGCAAUUAUCAAUGAUGUUACCUUCCACCCCUGCGUCCGAUUCAGGCCUUGGGAAUCAAAUCAGAUCCUAUCAUUUGUUCCUCCCGACGGGCAGUUCAAGCUCAUGAGUUACAGGGUUCAGAAACUGAAGAAGACACCGAUCUAUGUGAAACCACAAUUAACAUCAGAUUCCGGGAACUGCCGCGUUAGUGUGAUGGUCGGGAUUCGAAAUGAUCCUGGGAAACCUAUUGAUUCGAUAACAGUGCAGUUCCAGUUGCCCCCUCUUAUUGUUUCUGCUGAUCUGACUGCAAACUAUGGCACGGUUGACAUCCUUGCCGACAAGACCUGUUUGUGGACAAUCGGGCAGAUACCAAAAGACAAAGCACCGGCACUCUCUGGAAAUUUACGACUGGAGGAAGGGCUCGCACAACUGCAUGCAUUGCCGACAUUUCAGGUGAAAUUCAGGAUUAUGGGAGUUGCCCUAUCUGGCCUUCAAAUUGAUAAGCUGGACGUGAAGAACACACCGAACGCUCCGUACAAAGGUUUUAGAGCCCAGACUCAAGCUGGGAAGUAUGAGGUCAGAUCGUAGGUGCUUGCAGGGGGGCAGCUGUUAGUUCAUUCUUGUAGAAAACGAAUGAUGCUGCGGACCUGGCUCAUGGCCUGUUAACACAUUGUUAUGAUCAUCAGUUGAGGGUUCACGGCCAGCUGCAUUUGGGUCGUUGCAUUUGAUGGGAGGUGCCAUUGUUCUUUGUUCAGGUCAAUAGGUGUCCUGUACCUGUACCUGAAUCAGAUUAUCCUCUGUUGUGUGAAAGCAACAGAAUACUGCGACCCUAGGCCUAUCUAGAUAAAGGUUUUGGAUUCUGGCACCUUGGGUUAUAAAAUUCACUUGAGUAUAGAAUCUCUUUUUUUUGUUAUAAGAAAAAAAAUCUCUUUUUUGUUAGAAAAGGAUGUGACUUAGGAAAUGAAGGCUUCUAUAACAGUGGGUAUGAAUUGCUUUUGAUAUACCAGUUGCAAUUGUAGCGGUUUCCUUGUCUGGUAGUAUACCAGAGCUGGCCAGUAAGCUAAGCUACUUGUUUGAGUAACAUUUCAAAAUUUACUUGAAGUGUUUUAUCAUCUGAUGACAAAGAGAAUGAAGGGAUGAAAGAACAUUAGCACCAUGGUUUUGGUUGGUCUUGUAAACAGAACCUAAUUUUAAAACGCCACUUUAUCGCGCAAGAGCAGAGCAACAGUGCAAAUAAACCCGCGCGCAGGACGGCAGGAGCAGUCGCAGCCUUGCUUUCCUUAUCCAAAAAUCUGCUGCCGUCCGUCGGGGUGCCGGUGACACGCGAUGGCACUGGCGUCCUCGCCUGCGGCGGUUAGCUCAAGCACCCGUCAUCACACGCCUCGCAUCUCCGUCUCCUCGUGCUUCUUCUGCCCACCGUCGGGUGCGCCAUGUCCUCCUCUUCGUGUUGCCACUGCCAGCACCAGCAGCAGAAGUCGAGGUCGAGGGCAUCUGCCGCCUCCAGCCGCCCUGCCUGACCCCCAAGCCGCCGCGGCGCUGCUCCUCGCCGCCGCCGGUACAGUCGGCGCCGCCAGCCUCCUGCUUCGCUCCUCCUCGUCCGGCGCCGCCUCGCAGCAGCAGCGGCGGCAGGAGGGACGAGAAGAGCAGGUAGAGGGAGAGGAGUGCCCGGACUGCGGCGGGACUGGGCUCUGCGGCCGCUGCAAAGGAGAGGGCUUCGUCUUCAAGCAGCUCUCGGAGGAGACGGCCACCAGGGCACGCAAGGCCGCCAAGAACAUGGCCACUAGAUACACUUCGGGGCUGCCCACCAAGUGGACCUACUGCAACAAGUGCUCCUCCACCCGCUCCUGCACAACCUGCGGAGGCUCCGGCAGAAUCGUCACCGCACCACCUGUCACCUAGCUAGCACUCAAGGCUAUCUAUGGAAUUUGCAGCUAUAUGUGUAGCACUGCAUGUACCUCUCAGAGAGUCUGAUAAAAAGGGUCACUCAGAUUUUUUUUCCCUUGUAAAGAGGAUUACCAAGAAUUUGUAUACCAUGUCAUUUGGCAGUUGCCGCUGUGUCUCCGGCUUCUAAAGCAAAUUGGUUGUGUUUA
Molecule: messenger RNA, 2891 nt
Organism: Zea mays
Lineage: Eukaryota; Viridiplantae; Streptophyta; Magnoliopsida; Poales; Poaceae
Exons: 9
Coding region: 136-1389 (417 amino acids)
Biological process (GO): intracellular protein transport; vesicle-mediated transport
Cellular component (GO): clathrin adaptor complex
Source: RefSeq, a predicted model, not a curated record